AUGUCCAAAUCUCUUAUUCUCUUAGCCUUGGCCAUCUUUGUGGUUUCAUCUGUAUUGGCAGAUGAACUUGUGGCCGAUCAACAUGAAAUAAAAGGUGAGGAGCCGAAGGAGAUCAACCAAGGAGGAGGCGGCGGCGGAGGUGGCUACUGCAGGAAUAGGUGGUGCUGCGGCGGGUGGGGCCGAUAUGGCUGCAACCGCUAUUGUUGCCGCUAUUCCGAAAACGAAGUGGAGGCCAACGAAGAAGCAUAUCAGCCCAACCAAGGCGGCUGGGGCGGUGGUGGUGGUGGUGGUGGCUACUGCCGGAAUAGGUGGUGCUGCGGUGGGUGGGGCCGAUAUGGCUGCAGCCGUUACUGUUGCCGCUGGUCGGAGAAUGAAAUCGAGCCGGAAGAUGUAGGUGGUGGACAUGGCGGUGGCGGCCAUGGAGGAGGCAGUGGUGGCGGACAUGGCGGUGGCAAAGGCGGCAGUGGGGGUGGGCAUGGAGGAGGCAAAGGUGGUGGAGGUCAAGGUGGCGGCAAAGGCAAAGGUGGCGGCGGCGGCGGCAGUGGAGGAGGGCCCCAAACAGAGACUAAGAACUAA
Molecule: messenger RNA, 576 nt
Organism: Striga hermonthica
Lineage: Eukaryota; Viridiplantae; Streptophyta; Magnoliopsida; Lamiales; Orobanchaceae
Source: the annotation of a GenBank genome assembly